AUGUCCAACAAAGAAGAGUCUGAGGGAGAAGCAGACCUCGCGACACUGAGGAGAAGGCGAGGACAAGCCAAAGCAGCCAUAACUAAAAUGAUUACAGCUGCAAAUAUAAAGAUAAGAGAAAAUGAGCCUGAAGAGUUGAAGGCAGUACUGGAGAGCCUUGACCUAGCUGUCACUCGACUCCAGGAAACACACAGACUUUAUCAUGAUAGGCUCACUGAGGAUAUUGACAAAGAAGAGUCGGAAGCCUAUGAGAAGGUCAUCUUGAUGAGUGUUCAUGAUGUGCGCCACGAUGCUUUAGCCUGGCUGCAAGAAGUUUACACUCCUGGUGAAGUUGAUGAUCAGCUAAUUGCUGGUGAAUUGGACAUCAUAAAUCAAACUCCUCCAGAUGACACGGAUGAUGACAACCCCAUGUCAGCUGAGCUAGAAAACCUACGUGCCUUACGAAAGAAAGAACAAGAAAACUUUGAGCUAUUGCUUCGGCGCAACAAAGAGGAGUUUGAACUGGAACUCCAGCGAAUGCAUCACAAGGCCGAGCUAGAUGCACAGAUAUUACACAAUCAACAAAAGAUACAAGCUGUAACAACAGAUCUAUAUUCUACACCUAAGGCUGGCAAGAGCCCAUCAACAACACGACCAUCACUGUCACCAAUAUCAGAAGAUUCAAUCUCACACCUGCUUGAAUUAUCAAGGCAGCAGUAUCAAGCCCAAGUGGACUCCCUGAGGCUCCCACCAACUAACAUGAUAAAGUUCAAUGGUGACCCCCUUCAGUACUGGAAGUUCAUGAGGCUUUUCACCACAAUGGUGGACAAAGAGUCUGUUGCUGCAGAAGAGAAGUUAACUCGUCUACACCAGUACACUGAAGGAAAAGCUCAAGAUGCUGUUAGUCACUGCUUAUACAAUCCCGAUCCCAGUGCAGGCUUCAAGGAAGCACUCGAGCGACUAAAAACAAGAUUUGGAAAUCCUCAUACCAUCUCCCAGGCUUGGGUUGAGAAGGUUUUGAACUUUAAAGAGAUAAGAGACAAUAAAACAACUCAACAAACACAAUCUACCCAAUCACCUAACGUCACUUGUGGAUUUGCUGGUGCUGGAAAUGGUAAAGUUUGCUUACCUAUUGUUCCUGUGGUUGUUAGAGGCAAAGCUAGCAACAUCAGUUCUGUCACAUAUGCAUUGCUUGACCCUGGAGCCAACACAAGUUUAGUGUCAGAAGAACUUACAAAGAAACUCAAGGUCAAAGGCAAACCUGCAAGGCUGGAUCUUGACACAGUAGGAGGCAGCCAAGAAGGCAUAUUUACUCGAUGUGUGAAUCUUGAGAUAGACUCUCUACAUGAUGGCAACAUGUAUACACUCAAUGGUGUGAGAACCCUAAGAAAGUUAAACAUAGGUCUCAGCUGCCUUGCCACACCUGAUGAGGUUGCCAGAUGGGAUCACUUAGCAGGCAUUCCUAUUCCCAGUGUUAACUCUGAUGAUGUGCACCUCGUCAUUGGACAGGAUGCCCCACGCCUUCUCAGAGCUGAAGAAUAUCGUGUAGGUGGAGAUAAUGAUCCAUAUGCUACAAGGACAGUGCUUGGUUGGGCCAUAAAUGGACCAAUUGAUUACAAAGAAGGCGGAAAGAAUGUCAAGGCCUAUUUCCUCAAGUCAGAUCACAGUCUGCAAAUGCAGGUGGAGAGGUUUUGGAAGCUUGAUGACCCCACCCAAAAGGACAGCCUAUCAAUCAACGACCAGAAGGUGAUUAAGCAGUGGGAGAAUUCAGUCUCUAAAGAUGGCUCACACUACAUCUUAGACAUACCUUUUAAGAACGAAGCUGUGGCGCUACCAAACAAUGUCAACUUAGCAGCACACAGACUGCAACUCCUGGAACGUAGACUGACAAAAAAUGCAGACUUGCAAAUGAAGUAUGUAGAGGCAAUGAAGUCAACCAUCAACAAUGGCUAUGCGGAAGCAGUCCCUGCUUCGUUUCCUGACCGCAAUGAUGGCAAGGUAUGGUACCUCCCGCAUCAUCCAGUGAUUCAUCCUCGCAAGCCAGAAAAGGUACGGGUCGUCUUUGACUGUGCAGCUAAGUACGAUGGAGUAUCGCUCAAUGAUGUUGUUCAUCAAGGACCAGACUUAACAAACAAGUUAAUAACUGUGUUAAUUCGAUUCAGACAAGGUCCUAUUGCUAUGAUGGCAGAUAUCGAAGGCAUGUUUAACCAGAUUUAUGUAACACCAGACCACAGAGACAUUCUGCGAUUCCUGUGGUGGAAAGACCAUGAUCAAAGGAAUGAGGUAGUUACCUACCGUAUGACAUCUCACCUCUUUGGCGGAGUGUGGUCUCCAAGUGCAGCAAGUUUUGCCUUAAGAAAAUGUGCAUCUGACCAUGCACAUCUGUAUGAUGCAGACACCAUCUCCACUGUUGAAAGAAACUUCUACGUGGAUGAUUGUCUGAAAUCUUCUGACUCACCUCAACAAGCCAUCCAUCUAGCAGCGCAGCUGACCAACCUACUCAAGCAAGGAGGCUUUCACUUGACCAAAUGGACAAGCAAUUCUGCAGAGGUCCUGAAGUCCAUCCCAGAGCAGGAACAUGCAAAGCGCUCACCGUCAUUGGACCUGGAUCAAGAUCCACCAAUGGAGAGAGCUCUGGGUGUGUUAUGGGACAUAAAAAAUGAUUGCCUCACAUUCAGUGUGAAUGUUAAGGGCAAACCCAGCACCAAAAGAGGCAUGUUAAGCACAAUAAGCUCGGUCUAUGACCCCCUGGGUUUAGCUGGCCCAUUCAUUUUACGAGGAAAGGCACUAUUCCAGUCACUGUGUCGCAUGAAGCUAGGCUGGGACGAAACCAUUCCAAGUAAGAUUGCUGAGCAAUGGGGCCGGUGGUUGGAUGACCUACCAAGACUUUGCAAGCUACAAAUCCCUCGAUGCCUCAGACCAACAGUCUAUACUGUACCUUCAGUCACCAUGCAGCUCCAUCACUUCAGCGAUGCGUCUGAGUUGGGAUACGGUGCCGUCUCCUAUCUCAGGCUCGUUUGCCAUAAUAACAUAUACUGUAACAUCAUCAUGUCCAGGAACAGGCUGGCUCCAGUCAAAACAACCACUAUCCCAAGACUAGAACUGGCGGCGGCGGUGGUAGCAGUGCAGCUUGACCUGAAAAUCCACCAAAGCUUUGAGCUACCCCUACUGGACUCCGUCUUCUGGACUGAUAGCACCAUUGUGCUGCAUUACAUCAGAAAUGAAGAUAAAAGGUAUCAAACCUUUGUCGCAAAUAGAAUCUCACAGAUCCAUGAAGUUUCAGCAGCCUCGCAAUGGAAGUACAUCUGCACAGAGCACAACCCUGCAGAUGAUGUUUCUAGAGGAUUAUCAGCUGAAGAACUCGCAAGCAAGGAGUGCUGGCACAAAGGUCCUGCUUUCCUUUGGCAGAGAGAAGAGUUUUGGCCUCUCCAGCCGGAACUAGGUGGCUUACCUUCAGAAGCUGAGGUAAAGAAAUCAAGUCAGACAUACACAAUCUCAUCUAAAGUCACCACUCAUUCAGCAGUUGAUUGUUUCUUCCACAAGUAUUCCUCCUGGUACAAACUCAAGCGAGCUAUUGCAUUGAUCUUACGGGCAAAAGACAUUCUUUUGAAGAAGAUGAAAACUAAACUAUGUGCACCUGUAACGCUUAAUGAUCUGAAGCGGGCAGAGAUUUCCAUCAUUGACUAUGUUCAACGCUCCCAGAUCACCAAGCCACUGAGGGUUAAUAACUUGAGGAAGUUAGCACCAGUACGCCUCAGUGAUGGACUACUUCGAGUUGGAGGCAGACUCACCAAUGCUCCAAUACCUGAAGCAGCAAAACACCCAGUGAUCUUGCCACAGAAGCAUCAUGUCAGUGAACUCAUCAUAUGGCACUUCCACAAACUCACAGGUCAUUCAGGUGUUGAGAGGGUCCUCUCUGAGAUUAGGCAAUCCUUCUGGAUUGUCAGAGGACGCAUCACAGUGAAACGAGUCCUAGCACGGUGCAUACCAUGCAAAAGGCACAGAGCUCCAAUCAGUACGCAGUACAUGGCCGACCUACCAGCUGAUCGUGUGACUCCAAGUCAACCACCUUUCACCAUUGUUGGAGUCGAUUACUUCGGUCCCAUUAACAUCAGAAGGGGACGCAGUGAGGUGAAGAGGUAUGGUUGCCUGUUCACUUGCCUAACAACCAGGGCCAUUCAUUUGGAGGUAGCGCACAGUUUGGACACAGAUUCCUUUAUAAAUGCUCUUCAGCGUUUCAUGGCUCGUCGGGGAACACCUCAAUUGAUGCGCUCGGACAACGGAUCAAAUUUCGUUGGUGCCCGCAGUGAACUACAGAAAGCGCUGGAUGAAUGGAAUCAACAAAAGAUUGAAGAACAUCUGCUCCAAAGAGAAACACAAUGGAAGUUCAACCCCCCAGCAGCCUCACACAUGGGAGGUGUAUGGGAGAGGCAGAUCCGAACAGUGCGUUCAAUCCUCAUGGGCCUUACAGGACAACAGACUCUGGAUGAUGAAGGAUUAAUGACACUCUUCUGCAUCAUUGAAAAAAUUGUCAAUGGACGACCACUAACAAAGCUGUCAGAGGACCCAAGAGAUGGUCAGCCUCUGACUCCUAACGAUUUGCUUCUGUUAAGACCUGAGUGUUCUCUACCCCCUGGUCACUUUGUGAAGCAGGAUCUGUACCGUCGACGCUGGCGCCAGGUCCAGUACUUGGCGGACAUUUUCUGGACUCGAUGGACAAAGGAGUAUUUGCCUAGUCUACAGCAGAGGCAGAAGUGGACCCACCAUUCCAGAAAUUAUCAAGUAGGUGAUCUUGUACUAGUUCUGCAUGAAUCAACACCUCGCAGUCAGUGGCCCCUUGGAUUGGUCAUUGAUGUCAAUGUUGGAGCUGAUGGACUGGUGGGGCAGAAUUUCUUGGGCAACCACAAAUCCACAAACUAUGAAGAUCUAGUUGAUGAGAUUUUGGGUGAUGUGAGCAAUGAGCAUGGAGAAAGGUUCCAUCAAGAUAUCUCUGAGGUGGAGAUCAGGUGCCAGGGGCACUAUAACACAAUCAUGAUGGUGACUACUGCUGGUUUCUACAGCAUGAAACUUCCAUGA
Molecule: messenger RNA, 5055 nt
Organism: Archocentrus centrarchus (flier cichlid)
Lineage: Eukaryota; Metazoa; Chordata; Actinopteri; Cichliformes; Cichlidae
Exons: 4
Coding region: 1-5055 (1684 amino acids)
Biological process (GO): DNA integration
Molecular function (GO): nucleic acid binding
Source: RefSeq, a predicted model, not a curated record